GAGCUACCGGGUCCCGACGGUGCCCACCUGCCGCGACCUUAUUAACCAAACUCAUCGGUCCCCAAUCUUUUUCCUCUUCCACCUUUUGCUCAGAAACGCCGAGCACACGCCCCACUGGGGAACAGCAACUGGGAAAGUCUCCUUACAAACGCCCCGCCCCACACACUGGGGUUCCUCCACGGAGAGUGAGGCUCCCGGGCGCUGCGCUGGUCUCGGGCCAGGGAGAGUCGGCGGGGAGGAUCGCCAGGUUCCAGGAUGCCCAGCAGCAAAAAGCAAUUCAUUGCAUCUUGCAUCAGCCUCUCCGUGGUACCGUAAACGAGAACUUUGUGUUCCAAGGGUCUGGGGGUGUCUCCGUGGACUCCGUUGGAAAGCAGUUAAAAGAGACAACCACGGGCACUCCCUCCCCCUGCCCCCAGGAACUGUCUAUCUUGACCAUGCAGGAGCCACGUUGUUCCCCCAGAGCCAGCUUACAAGCUUCACUAAAGAUCUCAUGGAAAAUGUUUAUGGUAAUCCUCACAGCCAGAACAUCAGCAGCAAGCUCACCCAUGACACGGUGGAGCAGGUGCGCUACAGGAUCCUGGCACACUUCCACACCUCCCCAGAGGACUACACUGUGAUUUUCACGGCCGGGAGCACAGCUGCUCUUAAACUGGUGGCAGAGGCUUUCCCGUGGGUGCCCCCAGGCCCAGAAAGCAGCGGGAGUCACUUCUGUUACCUCACUGACAGCCACACGUCUGUGGUGGGCAUGAGGGAGGUCACCGCAGCCAUGAACAUCACUUCCAUCCCAGUCAGGCCAGAGGACAUGUGGCUGGCGGAAGAACAGGAUGCUACCACUGCCAGCGACCCUGACGGCCAGCCUCUGCAUCUCUUCUGCUACCCAGCUCAGAGUAACUUUUCCGGGACCAGGUACCCGCUGUCCUGGAUAGAAGAGGUCAAGUCCGGGCGGAUGUGCCCCGUGGGCGGGCCUGGGAAGUGGUUCGUGCUGCUGGAUGCGGCUGCCUACGUGGGCACCUCGCCUCUGGACCUGUCGGUUCACCAGGCCGACUUUGUCCCCCUCUCCUUCUAUAAGAUCUUUGGCUUCCCCACCGGCCUGGGCGCCCUGCUGGUGAGUAGCCGCUCAGCUCCUCUGCUGAGGAAAACCUACUUUGGAGGAGGCACGGCCGCUGCAUACCUUGCAGAAGAAGACUUCUAUAUCCCCAGAGAGUCGGUGGCUGAAAGGUUUGAAGAUGGCACCAUCUCCUUCCUUGACGUGAUAGCGCUAAAACAUGGAUUCGAUGUCUUAGAGCGCCUCACAGGUGGAAUGGAGAACAUCAGGCAGCACACCUUUACCCUGGCUCAGUACACCCACGCCGCCCUGUCCACCCUCCGGUACCCCAACGGAGCCCCUGUCGUGCAGAUUUACAGCGACUCUGAGUUCAGCAGCCCAGAGGUUCAGGGUCCGGUCAUCAGCUUCAACGUGCUCGAUGACAAUGGGAACAUCAUUGGUUACUCCCAGGUGGAUAAAAUGGCCAGUCUUCACAACAUCCACGUGCGAACCGGCUGCCUCUGUAACACUGGGGCCUGCCAGAGGCACCUGGGGAUAAGUGAUGAGAUGGUCAAGAAGCAUCUUCAGGCUGGUCAUGUCUGCGGUGACGAUGUGGACCUCAUAGAUGGGCAGCCGACGGGAUCUGUGAGGAUUUCGUUUGGAUACAUGUCUACGCUUGAGGAUGCCCAGGCCUUUCUCAAGUUCAUCAUAGCAACCCGACUGCGCCCGUCUCAUGGCCAGCCUCUCCCUCUGGCCACGCCUGGGGAGGCUGGAGCCCUGCCAGCAGAGAGUGAGGCUCAGAAAGCCGUGCCUGCCACCAGGGCCAGACGUAGUCCCUCACCUCAGGAAGAUGCUUCCCCAGACUCCAGGGUUUGGGACAACUCACCCACCACUGUGGAUGCUGUGAGUUUGCGCCCACCUCUGCUGGAGACCACCAGAACCCAGCAGACCCCUUCAGAGAAAGCUGCAGGCAUCCUGGAUGGGGGCCUUGGGUCACACAUCGUCACCAACCUUUUCCUCUACCCAAUCAAAUCCUGUGCUGCAUUUGAGGUGACCAGGUGGCCUCUAGGAAAUCAAGGGCUGCUGUACGACCGGAGCUGGAUGGUUGUGAAUCACAACGGUGUUUGCCUGAGUCAGAAGCAGGAACCCCGGCUCUGCCUGAUCCAGCCUUUCAUUGACCUGCAGCGAAGGAUCAUGGUCAUCAAAGCCCAAGGGAUGGAGCCUAUAGCGGUGCCACUUGAGGAGAACAGCAAACCGGCUCAGACUUGCCAAAGCAAAGUCUGUGCGGACAGGGUAAAUACUUAUGACUGUGGAGAAGAAAUUUCAAGCUGGCUGUCAAAGUUUUUUGGCCAUCCAUAUCAUUUGAUCAGACAAAGUUCAGACUUUCAAAGAAAUGCAAGGAAGAAACGAGGCAAAGAUCAAUCUGCUUGUACAACAGCCACCCUCUCUCUGGUGAAUGAGGCACAGUAUCUGCUGAUAAACAGAUCCAGUGUUUUGGAACUUCAGCAGCAAUUAAGCACCAGUGGUGACAUUGGAAAGGAAGAAUUAUUCCCAGUGAACAAUCUCAUCUCACGUUUCCGUGCCAAUAUUAUUACCACUGGAACAAGGGCUUUUGAAGAAGAGAAAUGGGAUGAAAUUUCAGUUGGUUCCUUGCAUUUCCAGGUUUUGGGACCUUGUCACAGAUGCCAGAUGAUUUGCAUCGAUCAGCAAACUGGGCAGAGAAACCGAAAUGUUUUCCAAAAGCUUUCUGAGAGGCGAGAGAGAAAGGUGAACUUUGGGCUGUACCUGAUGCAUACCUCUUUGGAUUUAUCUACUCCAUGUUACCUGUCUGUAGGAUCUCAGGUGCUCCCUGUGUUGAAAGAAAACAUAGAACACUAUGAUUUACCUGCUUCUGAGAAACAGCAGGAAGUUAUCUCCUAAAGUUUUUUUCAGCAUAUAUUAAAAUUUCUCUUUUAC
This is a messenger RNA of Lipotes vexillifer (Yangtze River dolphin), 2980 nucleotides long. RefSeq names its product molybdenum cofactor sulfurase (gene MOCOS). Gene Ontology annotation, molecular function: pyridoxal phosphate binding; molybdenum ion binding; molybdenum cofactor sulfurtransferase activity. Lineage: Eukaryota; Metazoa; Chordata; Mammalia; Artiodactyla; Lipotidae. The transcript has 15 exons. The record is from RefSeq and is a predicted model, not a curated record. Bases 491 to 2944 code for a protein of 817 amino acids. Gene Ontology annotation, biological process: Mo-molybdopterin cofactor biosynthetic process.